CUACGGCAAGUCGGAGGCAGCAAGAUGGCGGCCGCUGAGGAAGGUUGCGAUGUUGGGGUCGAAGCGGACCGGGAACUGGAGGAGCUUCUGGAAAGUGCUCUUGAUGAUUUCGAUAAAGCCAAACCCUCCCCAGCACCCCCUCCUACCACCUCGGCCCCUGAUGCUUCAGGGCCCCAGAAGAGAUCGCCAGGAGACACUGCCAAAGAUGCCCUCUUCGCCUCCCAAGAGAAAUUUUUCCAGGAACUGUUUGACAGUGAGCUGGCUUCCCAAGCCACCGCUGAGUUUGAGAAGGCAAUGAAGGAGCUGGCUGAAGAAGAGCCCCACCUGGUGGAACAGUUCCAAAAGCUCUCAGAAGCAGCUGGGAGAGUGGGCAGUGAUGCAAACUCUCAACAAGAAUUUACUUCUUGCCUAAAGGAGACAUUAAGUGGGCUAGCCAAAAAUGCCACUGACCUUCAGAACUCGGGCAUGUCUGAAGAGGAGUUGACCAAAGCCAUGGAAGGGCUGGGCAUGGAUGAAGGGGAUGGGGAAGGGAACAUUCUCCCCAUCAUGCAGAGUAUCAUGCAGAACCUACUGUCUAAGGAUGUACUGUACCCAUCCCUGAAGGAGAUCACGGAAAAGUAUCCAGAAUGGUUGCAGAGUCACCAGGAAUCUAUUCCUCCAGAGCAGUUUGAAAAGUAUCAGGAGCAGCACACUGUUAUGGGCAAAAUAUGUGAGCAGUUUGAGGCAGAGACACCCACGGACAGUGAGGCUACUCACAGGGCUCGUUUCGAGGCGGUGCUGGACCUUAUGCAGCAGUUACAGGACUUGGGCCAUCCUCCAAAAGAGCUGGCUGGGGAGAUGCCUCCUGGCCUCAACUUUGACCUGGAUGCCCUCAAUCUAUCGGGCCCACCAGGUGCCAAUGGCGAACAGUGUCUGAUCAUGUGAAACACAACACGUUUUCCUCCGAGUCCCAGCCGUGGGGAGCAUCUGGAGUCAGCAGAACCAUUGGGAACUGAGUCAGGAGCAUCGUCUCUGGGAGCCAGCUGCCCCCCACUCUCUACAUCCCCUUCAAGACUGUGCCAUACCAGCUGAGGAUCUGUUCUCUAGGCCAUUUCUAUGAGCCCUACUCCGUCAUGCGCUCUGCUGUUAGAAAGAGGCCAAUUCAUUGCCAGGUGAAGGAAGGCAUCCCUUUUGGGGCAUUUCACUUCUUCCUGCUCCCAAAAAUAAUGUUAUAUAUGACUAUACUCAAUGUCCCCUUGAUUCCCAGGGACUUCGUGCCUUGUUUCUGCUCCCUCUCUUGGAGCUAGGGAGCAGGAGCUGAGUCCUCAGACUUGGUGUUUCCAUUAGGCAGGGCCUCUGGGAAUGAGGAGAAAUGCAGCCUGCCCCAGGGCUGUAUGUCAUCACAUCCCCUUACCUGCAUUUUGAACUCUCUGAAGGGAAAGGAACUUUGCACUUACCUGUGGUCAAGUUGGAAGAGAAGCCCUGGGCUUUUCCUGUCCCUAGGUGCUGCACUCUUAAUUCCUGUUUCCUCCUGAGGACUCAAGUUGCUACCCUGGUUCUUUCUACAACUCUGUGAUUUAGGGGAACCCAGCUCUUGACCUUCCUUUGCCCCCUGGCUGUCCUCUUCCCAGUCUUUUUAGACUCUUAUUUAUUCAAGCCCCUCUGAACCAAUGUUGUGAUUGAUGAAGGCCAAUCUUGUUUCCUUUCAUCUAGUACCUCUACCAUUCUCACUGGACCCUUCCCUUCCCUGGCCAACACAUAACUGUAGUGUCAGAUCUGGUAAAUGAAUGGCCAUUCUACCCAGAUACAUUCUGGCUUACUUGGGACAUCAGAUUCCCUAGAAUCCUUAGUUCAGGAAGGUGCUUGGGAAAGGGAUGUGGCCUGAGUCUUUUUUCCUGCAAGCUCCAGGGGACAGUAUCUAAUAAAUAUUCUGAGCGUAUGUGUGGGUUAUUUUUCAUCCAGGUCUGCUCCUGGUCUUGCUGAGCUUCUAUAAGCUGCAGAGUGGGAAGUGUUAGGAGAUGGUUCUGUAUAAUGUUAUUGUAAGCUCUACCCUGGCCCCGCCCCGCCCUCCAGUCCAGGCUGCCCUUCCUUUGGUAAAAGGAUACUGUCAUCCUCUCCUUGGUAUUUCAGUCUUAACUUCUUACAUUAUAAUUGAUGUUAAUGAUAUAUUGUUAACAUGUUUUCUAAAUUACCUAUUUUAAAUUGACCUCAGUAGGUCUAAGGACCGUGGUCACCAUAUAUUUUAUGAAUAAUCUUUUUAGCCCACCUAGCGGUCUUGGUUCACUUGGAAAAUAACUUUUUAAAUAUAUAUUUUUAAUUUAUUCUUUGGGAAUUUUAUACAUGUAUACAAUGUAUUUUGAUCAUAUCCACUCCUCUGGAAAAUAACUUUUGCAAAAACAAGUUCACAUUUAUCAUUUGAGUCACUUUGAGCUCAUGACACAUCAUUUCCCCCUCCUGGGUUAAAAUCACUCUUAAAGAUCCCACACAUUCAGCCAGGUGAUGGUGGUGCACACCUUUAAUCCCAGCAUUUAGGAGGCAGAGGCAGGCGAAUCUCAGUGAGUUCAAGGCCAGCCUGGUCUACAAAGCGAGUUCCAGGAUAGCCAGAACUGUUACACAGAGAAACCCUGUCUCCAAACCUCCCCCUUCCCCCAAAAAAAGAUCCCACACAUUCUGUGAAAGGAAAUGUGUUUGAGCUCAGGCUACGGGGACUAUUCAGCCUCCACAGCUCGUUAGGCAGAAGACUCAGGGUCUGAAUUUGAGACUCCUCCAUGCACUAAGAAAGGAAAAAAGUACAGGCUGAUUUGUGAUAAUGAAUGGGGCCUGAAUUGCCAAUAAUUUGUUGACACUUCUGCAAAAGCUUGACAAGGAUAGGUGAGGAGACAGGAACAAGAAUGGCUUGCCCUUGGAAUUGUGCUCAGUGCCAUGCUAUCUGUCCUUUAUUCUUACUUCUCAUGGUGAUGCCAUGGUUCACCAUGGCUAUUUCCAAGACAUUUCUUUCAUUUUUAUUUUGCUUGAAUAUGAGGCAGUUGACCUUGGAUUAAUUAGUUUUUUUUUUUUUUCCUAAAUAUUACUUGAAUUACUCUGAGACUUAUAGCUGAAUAAAACCUGGUGCCCUAGGGCAGUCCUUCUCAAAUUAUGUGUGGUAAAGGACCAGAGAUUUUUGGCUUUAAACAUCUAGUCCUCAUGCAUCAAUAUUUGGAUCUGUUGCCCAUGACAGGUAUUAAGCUGAGACUGUGUACAACCUGCCAUGCAAAUUUGAAAACACCUAAAUUAUCUAGACUCCAUUAACAGGUUAAGCCCACUGGUCAUAUAAUUGAAUUUCACAGCAAUAUCAAAUACUAAAGUUUUAGACACUGUAUUUCUGGUACCUAAUGUCACAAGUUGAUACAGUGAUUAAAACAAAACUACUUCAGCCAGGUAGUGUUUGGGAGGCAUAAGCAGGAGGAUCUCAAUGAGUUUGAGGACAGCCUGGUCUACAGAGUGAGUUCCAAGACAGCUAGGGCUGUUACACAGAGAAACCCUGUCUCGGAAAAACAAACAAAAAAACAGCUCCAUGGUAAUAAUGCUGUUCUGGACUUUCCUUAGUCUCUCUAUAGGUCCUAGUCAAAUGUAUACUUACAUACUUGAAGUCCUUUCCCAUGUGUUACCUGUGGAGACUUGGUCUUAAGAAAAAAAUUUUCACAAUAUGGAUAUCUAGCACUUUUUCUAGCUUGCUUCUCUUUCUUGAUAAACUAAAAAUAACCAUUGCAUAACUUUAGUGAAGUAUUUAAGCUGUUCUCAAAGUUUACAAGAACUCCCCUUCUAAAAUUAUGUGUGUUCAGGUAAUAAAUUUGUGACUGGA
Peromyscus leucopus (white-footed mouse) is the source of this 3820-nucleotide messenger RNA. It is a transcript of the gene Pex19, whose product is annotated as peroxisomal biogenesis factor 19. The transcript has 8 exons. Gene Ontology annotation, cellular component: peroxisomal membrane; peroxisome. Bases 25 to 924 code for a protein of 299 amino acids. Gene Ontology annotation, biological process: protein import into peroxisome membrane. NCBI's taxonomy places the organism in Eukaryota, Metazoa, Chordata, Mammalia, Rodentia, Cricetidae. The record is from RefSeq and is a predicted model, not a curated record.